Messenger RNA from Mercurialis annua (annual mercury), 1607 nucleotides. RefSeq names its product 26S proteasome regulatory subunit 4 homolog B-like. The record is from RefSeq and is a predicted model, not a curated record. Gene Ontology annotation, molecular function: ATP hydrolysis activity; ATP binding; proteasome-activating activity. Gene Ontology annotation, biological process: proteasome-mediated ubiquitin-dependent protein catabolic process. The coding region runs from base 87 to 1418 and encodes 443 amino acids. The transcript has 6 exons. Gene Ontology annotation, cellular component: proteasome regulatory particle, base subcomplex. Lineage: Eukaryota; Viridiplantae; Streptophyta; Magnoliopsida; Malpighiales; Euphorbiaceae.
UAAAAUCAAUAAGUAAACAAAACAAACCAUAGCAGUACUAAAGCAUCAGAUUCUUAAAAAAAAACACAACUCAUUCGAUCCUAACAAUGGGUCAAGGACCUUCGGGUAUGAACCGGCCACCCGGCGAUCGGAAAAACGACUCCGACAACAAGAAGGACAAAAAAUACGAACCAGCAGCGCCACCGUCGCGAGUCGGCCGCAAACAGCGGAAACAAAAAGGCCCAGAAGCCGCCGCACGGCUGCCCACAGUAACGCCGCUGACAAAAUGCAAACUGAGACUCCUAAAACUGGAGCGCAUCAAAGAUUAUCUGUUAAUGGAGGAGGAAUUUGUGGGCAGUCAAGAACGGCUGAAGCCGCAAGAGGAGAAGAACGAAGAAGACCGAUCUAAGGUGGAUGAUCUGCGUGGCUCGCCGAUGAGUGUGGGGAACUUGGAAGAGUUGAUCGAUGAGAAUCACGCCAUUGUUUCGUCGAGUGUCGGACCGGAGUAUUAUGUGGGUAUUUUGUCUUUUGUUGAUAAGGAUCAGCUUGAACCGGGGUGUGCUAUUCUUAUGCAUAACAAGGUGCUUUCUGUUGUUGGGCUUCUUCAAGAUGAGGUUGAUCCUAUGGUGUCUGUGAUGAAGGUUGAGAAGGCACCGUUGGAAUCUUAUGCUGAUAUUGGUGGUCUGGAUGCCCAAAUACAAGAAAUUAAAGAAGCGGUGGAGCUUCCUCUUACUCAUCCUGAGUUAUAUGAGGAUAUUGGUAUUAAACCCCCUAAAGGAGUGAUACUUUAUGGAGAGCCUGGAACAGGGAAAACGUUGCUUGCUAAGGCAGUGGCAAAUUCCACAUCAGCAACUUUCUUGCGUGUAGUAGGAAGUGAAUUGAUUCAGAAAUACUUGGGAGAUGGCCCAAAAUUAGUGAGGGAACUCUUCAGAGUUGCUGAUGAUCUUUCACCAUCAAUUGUCUUUAUUGAUGAAAUUGAUGCAGUUGGCACAAAGAGAUAUGAUGCACAUUCAGGUGGUGAACGUGAGAUCCAAAGAACUAUGUUGGAGUUGCUGAACCAAUUGGAUGGUUUUGAUUCAAGAGGAGAUGUGAAAGUAAUUCUUGCAACAAACAGAAUUGAAAGUCUCGAUCCUGCCUUGUUGCGUCCUGGACGAAUAGAUAGAAAAAUUGAAUUUCCACUUCCUGAUAUCAAAACUAGGAGGCGUAUUUUCCAGAUACAUACAUCAAGGAUGACGCUGGCAGAUGAUGUUAACUUAGAAGAAUUUGUAAUGACAAAGGACGAAUUUUCUGGAGCUGAUAUCAAAGCUAUAUGUACAGAGGCUGGCCUACUUGCUUUAAGAGAGCGGCGGAUGAAGGUAACCCAUGCAGAUUUCAAGAAAGCAAAGGAGAAAGUGAUGUUCAAAAAGAAAGAAGGCGUACCAGAAGGGCUCUAUAUGUGAAGCAAAGGCAAUCACGAAAGUCUUAUGCUUACUUUUUCUUUCAGCAUUCACAUCAAUUUGCUUAGUUUUGGGUAUAGCCAUGCUUCAACUUGUUAUAAUGCAGCUAUCAUUCUUUCGGCACCCCUGUGUUUUUAACAGUGUAAUUUGAAAUCUUCCUGUUUCAUCAAAUUUUUAAUUUUUUUUACAUAA